This is a messenger RNA of Nerophis lumbriciformis (worm pipefish), 3718 nucleotides long. RefSeq names its product histone H3 associated protein kinase (gene haspin). Gene Ontology annotation, molecular function: histone H3T3 kinase activity; ATP binding. Gene Ontology annotation, cellular component: nucleus; cytoplasm. Lineage: Eukaryota; Metazoa; Chordata; Actinopteri; Syngnathiformes; Syngnathidae. The record is from RefSeq and is a predicted model, not a curated record. Gene Ontology annotation, biological process: protein phosphorylation; intracellular signal transduction; mitotic cell cycle.
CUGAAAUAUAUUAAUAACUACAAACACGGACGCUGUUUUCUCUACAUUUUUUAAAAUCUUUUAUUUUAUGGCGUCGACGCAGUUUGGAAGAAAAAACAUCAAUACUCGAGUGUACAGUUUGUAACGCGGACGCCUUUUUUUUUUUUUAAGGUCACUUUGAAGAUAAUAGGCGGGAUGCUUUUUGUUUACUAACACUUGACACUAACUAGUAGUUGUAGUGUGUAACAUAACUAGUAGUUGUAGUGUGUAACAUCCAGGACUAACACUAACUAGUAGUUGUAGUGUGUAACAUCCAGCAUGACGCGGCAAGAACAACCCAAGGCGGUGUACUUGAAGACUUACGGCAAAGGACUACGAAAGCUGACCGCCUGGAUAUCACCGCAGACCGGCAAGGGAGUCUUCGACAGCAGCAAGACGACAGACGGGGACGAAUCCGUGUUUGAACCCGCUAAAGUCAGAAGGAAGAAAGCCAAUUCCAAAGGAAAGGUAGUCCGCCCUACAAGAAGGAAAGCAAAGGAGAAUAUUGAUAGUCCCAUACAUCAACAUGUUCUACAGGGCAAGACCACCAGAAGAAGAAAAGCUGUCUCAGUAGCAUCCUCUGAAGCUGUGAGAAGGAAACGGAGGCCUCGCCAAACGACCAGUGAGAGUGAGGAUGACAUGGCGUUUUCCAUAAAAAGCCAUCCCAAUCCACUUCAGGUCAAUACAAGUUUGAAUAUUCCGGGACCUUCUGAGUCCCGCUUUGUGACCUGCCGCCAGCGCUUGGUCAGUAAAAAACACAAACUCAAGAAAGUAAUUGCCGUUGACUCUUCGGAGGACUUCACUUCUCGGGAGCAUAAAAAAACCACCCCGUCUCCCAAGAGAAAAAGGCUGGGUUCAAGCAUGGAUAGUUCCAACAGCAGCAUGGCCGCCCAUCCCUUGCAAGAGAAUCUCCUCAAUGAGUCGGCAGAUCACAGCCUCGGGCCCUGCUCCAGGAAGCCCAUCUUUUGCUCUACGCCCUCUGUGCGCCCGGCCAGAAAAGGGCUCGACAGUGUGCCCGUGGCUAUCACGAAUCAGUCCCUCAACUCCUUGUCCUUGUCCGUCAGCUGCAUAGGUGUUAGCACAUUGAAGGAAGACCUGCACCAACCAAGGCACCCAUGCUCUUCACCCCCUUCUGAGAAUACGGAGCAGAAGAAUCAGGCAGGCCAGUCUUUCCACCACGAACACUCCUUUGACCUGUUUGCACACCCAGGUAGCGUGAACAAGACGGGUCGAUGCUUUAAGACCUACACUUUCUCAGAAAGCGUACCGACUCCAGAAAGUAGCAGCUGCUUUGUGGUAACCAUGAACGACUUACCGUCACCAGCUGAAGCACUGAAGCAGAAAUGUUUGGCCCAGGACUGCAAUGUGAGAGUGAAGAGAUUAGACGGUCAACUCCGCAGCCAGACUGUCUUUUUCUCUUGCUCGGACCUCCUUAGCUCCACUGGCACCAAGCCAAAGGCCGAGCCAGUUUGCAUUGACCUUCUGUCAUCACCACAACCGUCCUUGGAUGCCAACAAUAGGGAGUCAGAAACGUCAUGUGUUCCUAUCAACCCUUCACUGUCACCCCCAGCUCUUUCACCACAACCGUCCUUCGAUGCCAACAAUAGGGAGUCAGAAACGUCAUGUGUUCCUAUCAACCCUUCACCAGCUCUUUCAUCACAAGAUGAAUCGAUGGAGCGAUCGGCCUCAGUACGUAUUGUUGAAUCUAGUCAGCACACCGACAGCAGCUUUGAGUUAUUCACUUGCCCAGAGUUAACACCUAACUUUUCUGUACAACGGUCAACAGAGAAGCAGGGCACAGAUGGUUCGUUUGGAAAGGAAUGCAAAGUUUCGGUUAAAAGGUUGGAUAUGUCCCAAUUUAAAACUGGGCUGGUCCAUAGAAAGACAUCUGCAGGACAAUUAGGACAUGAGGAAGACGCAGUGGACACACAAUCGGAAGAAGAGAGCCUCAAGAUUGCUUUGAUCAAGAAAUGUCAAAGUGACAAGCUGGUAGUAAGAAUCCGGAGAAUGACUUUAGCCCAAUUGAAGGAGCUGCUGUGGAUAGUAGCCAAGUCCGACUCGCUCACAAAUGCUCCAGAUUCAACCGGUGAGGUUGUGAUGACAACGAGAGACUCUCAGGAGAUAUUGUCCGUGGCUUUUGAGAAACAGUCCUCUGUUGUCGCACCCAACAAAGAAGUUCAAGAUCCCGGUGUGGCGGCCAAAAGGAAAAAGAAGAGGAAGAGCCCCUUGACGGGCCGGCCGGGCACGACCCGGAAGGCGUGCGUCAGCGGCCUGAGCGUGAGUCGCUGGAAGACCGACAGCAGGGUUCAAACCCCACACAGGUUUCGGAGGAGGAAGGCUGCCGACUGCACCAUGGACGAUCUGGUCUCAGCCCAAACUAAAGAACUGCACGAGCUUCUCGGGCAUACAAAUAAUUUCUCCACCCCGGUGAGAACAUGUCCACUCAACCUCUCGUCGCUGCUGACGGACUUCACGCCGCACACCCUGUAUUGGAAUCGUCUCAAGUCCGCGCUCUCCAUUCACCGCAAAGUGAUGGUCACGCCGAACAGUCACAAAAGUCCAAGGUCAGCAGAUAUCAGCCAGCUCAUGUCCGACGCAGAUCUGUCCGACGCAGAGAAAGUGUACGCAGAGUGCGGCCAGCCGGGCCCCCUGUCUUGGACGCAGUGUAUUUCCCCACCACGCAUGAAACAGUGUGUCAAGAUUGGGGAGGGUACGUUCGGCGAGGUCUUCUCCACCAGCAACGCCUCCGGAGAGGUGGUUGCUCUCAAAGUCAUUCCAGUGGAGGGCAGUCAUAAGGUGAAUGACGAAGACCAGAAGACAUUAGGGGAGAUUCUCCAUGAGAUUAUCAUCUCCAAGGAGCUGAGCAGCCUGAAGGACAAACAGCAGAACCAGACCAGCGGCUUCAUUGGACUCAAAGAUCUUCACUGUGUCCGAGGCUGCUACCCUCCAGAGUUCCUCAAGGCUUGGGACACCUUCGAUCAGAAAAAGGGCUCUGAGAACGACAGACCCGAUUUCUUCGAAAAGGACCAGUUAUUUAUCAUCCUGGAGUUUGAGUUUGGCGGCGUGGACCUAGAGAACAGCAACGGAACGCUGUCGUCGUUGGCCGUGGCAAAGAGUAUCCUUCAUCAGGUGACCGCCGCCUUGGCUGUGGCUGAGCAGCAGCUGCACUUUGAACAUAGGGAUCUCCACUGGGGCAACGUCUUGGUUAAAACAACAAAAGACAAGACGGGGAACUUCCUCCUGAACGGAACAGCCCACUCUAUGGAAACCAAAGGGGUGCUCGUCCGCAUCAUCGACUACUCUCUCUCCAGACUGGAAAUUGAUGGUCUCAGAGUAUCUUGUGACAUUUCAAAUGACGAGGAGCUCUUCUUGGGCCAAGGAGAUUACCAGUUUGACAUCUAUCGGCUGAUGAGAGAGGAGAACGGUAAUGACUGGAACAGCUACGAGCCUCAUUCCAACGUGCUGUGGCUCCACUACCUCUGCUCCAAGCUGCUCGCCAUGAGGUACCGCAACAAGGGCGGGAGGGGCGCCAAGGAAACAAAAAAAGAGCUGACACAUUUCUAUAAAAACAUCCUGCAGUACAGUUGUGCCACUGAAGCACUUCAAACAUGCCCCCUGUUUCAGUAGAACACGUUUUUUUAAUGUCUGCUUAGACAUGUCAAUUAUUUCAACUUACCAUGUUUAAUAACAUUAAACGCUC